AAAAAAAAACGAAGGCGCGAUGUUCCGUCAGCCAGUCGCCAAUCUCACAGAAAAAGACUGCUGCAUGAGGCCGGCGAGACAGACUGAAAGAGCCUACUAAGACACACAACGAGAAGGGACCGCGUGCAUGGUCGCAGCUGGUGCCCACUGCAACGCUCUACUGAUGGAAGGCGCUGUGAUGUGUCGCUCCGGCGUUGGUUGCUGUGUUUCAUCCGCGCCUUUGAGCCUUAGCCACAAGUUCUCCGAUGAUGCAACAACCAGCAGUUCAUGCCACUUCAUGGUAACCACCACAUCCCAUACCGAGCUCAAAAGAUUGAUAGAUGCCUGAACUCCCGUUUCCCUUCCAAAAAGGGACGCCCACAUUGAGCGCCGACCACCAUGUCUUAUUUUGCUUUGACGACGCGCCUGCUAAACAUGCAAAAGCGCACAGCGCGCAUAUGACAAGGUUACAGCCUGCUUUGGCAUGGUCACCUCAAUAUAUUCGAGCUUGGCGCAAGUAUGUAGAGCAAGAUUCUACUUACAAAGACGUUUGGGUGAGUCCUCACGAACUACAGGCGCCUGAAAAGCUUCACUUCUCUCUGAUUCCCUGGCGCCUGGACAAUGAGCCGACGCUGCCAAAGCUGUCUAUACAGGAUGCAGAGUUUGUUUUCAGCCUUCCAGACCUGCUAGAAGCGCACUUGGACGUACGCGGUCGCGAUCGCGACUCAAGGGCGAAUGUAACAUUCUGUUCUUGUUGCUGGAGAAACCCGCUGACUUUAGAUCGUCAAUGAUUUUUACUCGACUGCUCCGACUUUCGAUGAGGCGUGUCUCUCUAUCGAACAUCUCAUCACUCAAUUGGAGGCUACAAUGCGCGGUGCAAUCGGCGUGAUCCACCCAGAGCACGAUAUGCAGCUUCGGGAAGAUUCACGCUAGUGGAGCUAUGGUCAGCCUGGCGACUCGAGCAUACCUCAGAGGCAUUUGCAGAAAAGUCAAAUUGGGCAUUCAGACUUAUCAAGGGACUCGGUAUUCUCGCGAUUCUGAUUCUGUCGUGCUAAUCAAUCAGCUUUCUUGCGCAGACCAAAAUACAUACCUAAGUACCAAAUGGAUGGCUGUGCGCGGAAUCGAGUGCCACACAUCUCGCCCCCACUUCUCGACAUUUCGGUCGGGUGUACACUUCAGUACGUCACAGCUUGG
Protomyces lactucae-debilis is the source of this 1173-nucleotide messenger RNA. RefSeq lists its product as uncharacterized. The record is from RefSeq and is a predicted model, not a curated record. The transcript has a single exon. The coding region runs from base 321 to 770 and encodes 149 amino acids. Lineage: Eukaryota; Fungi; Ascomycota; Taphrinomycetes; Taphrinales; Protomycetaceae.